Molecule: messenger RNA, 633 nt
Organism: Lycium barbarum (goji berry)
Lineage: Eukaryota; Viridiplantae; Streptophyta; Magnoliopsida; Solanales; Solanaceae
Exons: 2
Coding region: 1-633 (210 amino acids)
Molecular function (GO): zinc ion binding
Source: RefSeq, a predicted model, not a curated record
AUGGAAAAGAUUGAGAAUGUUGAUAUACGGGUAAAGGAAUAUUUGGAUGAUGUUGGAAGGGAGAAAUGGUCUCGGCUAUAUUCACCUGUUAACAGAGGUUGGACGAUGACUUCGAAUAUAGCAGAAUGUAUUAAUGGAAAACUAGUAGCAGCAAGAGAGUUGCCUGUUUUUGAUUUCCUUGAAGAAGUUGAAGCAUUAACUGAAUAUGUUUAUACGGUUAAUGAUGGACCACAGCGUUUCAUAAUUGAUUUGAAGAGGAAAACUUGUAGUUGCCGGAUGUUCCAAAUGGACGAAAUACCAUGUUCACAUGCCUGGGCUGUCUUAAAGAGUAAAAAUCUAACGGCUGAUGCAUAUUGCUCAGAAUUAUUCAAGCCAAAUACAGUGGUAAAUACGUAUGAUGUGCCGAUUGAUCCACUUCCCGACGAGAGUGAGUCGAAUGUUCCAACACACAUAUUGGAGGAGUUUGUUCUUCCACCGAGAUACGAGCGACCUCCUGGUAGGCCAAAAAAGAAGAGGGAUAAGCCAUUAAUGGAGCUGAUGAUUGGUAAACGUAGGAAUGCUUGUAGUACAUGUAGACGUUUUGGCCAUAACAGGCGUUCGUGUGGUAAUGAACCACUUAAGAAGAAGAAAUAA